AUGAUCUCCUACGUCAUCGGCCUCGUGGCGGUCCUCGUCUUCUUCGCCGACCCCGUCGCCCGGUUCAUCUCCCCUUCCGGCGCCGGCGCCGGCGGCCGAGCCCGGAUGGUCCGCACGCCCCGGCCGCAGAUGAACGAGUCGCUGCUCGCCAUAGAGCACCCCAACGCCACCGCCCUCUCGUGCCCGCCCGACGCGUACUCGGUGCGCAUCUUCUCCAAGGAACCGCUCGUGUUGUACAUUGAGGGUUUUCUCAGCUCCGGGGAGAGGGCGCAUCUACUUGACAUCAGCGAACCCCUUUUCGAACCUUCGACCAUCACUCACGACGGCGCCGGCGUGCAGCGCGACACGUCGAUCCGUGAUUCCGAGAUUGCCAUGGUCCCGCGCACCGACGCUGUCCGCUGCAUCGAAGCCCGCGCCCGCGCGCUGCAGGGCUGGCGCGAGGAGCUCUGGGUCGAGAGGCUGCGGACGCAGCGCUACUUUGAAGGCGGCCACUACUCGUACCACUUCGACUGGAGCAGUAACCGCGGCGGCUGGGGCCGGGUGAGCAGCAUGAUGGUCUGGGUCGACGCCCGCGGUGGGGACGACGAACGUCCCGGCGAGGGCGGCGGCGAGGGCCUCGUCGGCGGCGGAACCGAGUUUCCGUUGUUGAAGAUUCCCGGCGUCAGGAAUAGGUGGUGUCAGUUCGUCGAGUGCGGGGAGAAGGACGAGAAGAAUGGUGGGGAGGAGGAAGGGAAGGGCGUUGUGUUCAAGGCUGUGCCUGGAAAUGCUGUCUUCUGGGAGAACUUUCGCGCCGAUGGAAGCGGUGCUGGGUAUGAUGAGACGUGGCACGCCGGGCUGCCCGUCAAGAAAGGCGUCAAGGUCGGGCUGAAUAUUUGGAGCACGGGUCGGAUAGACUAG
Molecule: messenger RNA, 897 nt
Organism: Colletotrichum higginsianum IMI 349063
Lineage: Eukaryota; Fungi; Ascomycota; Sordariomycetes; Glomerellales; Glomerellaceae
Product: 2OG-Fe(II) oxygenase
Exons: 2
Coding region: 1-897 (298 amino acids)
Biological process (GO): peptidyl-proline hydroxylation to 4-hydroxy-L-proline
Cellular component (GO): endoplasmic reticulum
Molecular function (GO): procollagen-proline 4-dioxygenase activity; iron ion binding; L-ascorbic acid binding
Source: RefSeq, a predicted model, not a curated record